Aspergillus puulaauensis is the source of this 435-nucleotide messenger RNA. RefSeq lists its product as uncharacterized. NCBI's taxonomy places the organism in Eukaryota, Fungi, Ascomycota, Eurotiomycetes, Eurotiales, Aspergillaceae. Gene Ontology annotation, biological process: DNA repair. Bases 1 to 435 code for a protein of 144 amino acids. The record is from RefSeq and is a predicted model, not a curated record. Gene Ontology annotation, molecular function: catalytic activity. The transcript has a single exon.
AUGCCAGAAAAAUGGAGGAUCUACGCCCAAGAGCUUGGGAUCGACCUUGGUUCCCGCGACGACACAGAGUACUUCAAGUGGUUUCUUGCCUGUUUGCUAUUCGGCAAGCCAGUCCAGCAGAGUGUGGCCAGUCGUACAUACUCUGAGCUCAUCAACAGAGGAAUCACCUCGCCGGAAGACAUCCAACAAGCAGGAUGGGAUAGGCUGGUUGAGAUCCUCGAUGAAGGCCACUACGUCCGGUACGACUACUCGACGGCGGACAAGUUACUGGAUGUAUCCGCUGCGAUUAAGAAGCAUGGUAGUUUUGGCAAUUUCUUGAAUGAAUGUAAAGAUGUUGAAGGUGUGUCGUCUCGCUUGCAGGAGAUCAAAGGAGUAGGGCCGAAGACGGUAGAGAUCUUUAUGCGUGACAUGGCUCCUAUUCUUGACAAUGAAUAA